GAACACAGAGCUCAAAUCUGCACGCCCCGAAAUUAACAGUAUCAUAACGAGAAUCACAUAACUGAUUGUACAGGCUGUGUGCAAAAAUAUAUUAUUUUAAUAUAGUACAGAAUUUGAAAGUAAGCUAUAAAUAUAUAGAAAUAGGCAUUUGCAAGUGUUACAAAUAUAGGAACCAAAUUUCUCGCCGGAUAGAGGCCACCUUCAGCCUGUCUGAAACGUGCUGAGAUACAUUAGUGUGAUCAGGGACAGCCUGGUUUAACAAUCUAAACUGAGGAAUAAAAGGUUUUGGGUAGAAAUACUCCUGUCGAUAGACAGAUAUAGACGUUAGCUAGUGUGGUUUUACUAUAACCGCGCUGGGCUGGGUGUUUGUUAGCUUGCUAAGCUGUCUAGCCUAGCCUGGUUCAGCUCCUGGUGGCUGUCUGGCUGAUAGAUAACCUUGGAUCCAGUGUUGUGAUGUGAGUCUCAGACAUGGCAGCUCUGUGUCGAGUCCUGCACCUCUCAGCCCCAGGCUGGGUAAAGAAUAUUCCUGAAGCAGCAGCAGCAGCAUGGCCUUUGCACAUGAUUAGCCGCAGCAAGUUCACAAAAUCCCGCAUUCCCCCACAGGUAUUUGAAGAGCGAUCAAAGGAGCAUGAGAAGUAUGGUGGUGAUCCAGAGCAGCCACAUAAACUGCAUAUAGUGACUCGUGUUAAAGGCACAUCAAGACGACCUUACUGGGAAAAGAAGGUGGUAAAGAGUUUGGGCUUAAUGAAGGCACAUGAGCCCAGAGUACACAAGAACACCACAUCAGUGAAUAACCAGCUGAAAAUCAUUAAGCAUCUUGUCAAAAUUGAACCUUUGAAGCUUCCUUAUGGGCUACCUUCAGAAGAAGAAAUGGCAGACUCCUAUCUGAACAGCAAAGGGGAACUGGUGGUGAGACGUCUUCAGAAGCCUGUGGAACAGAAAACCAUCGAGUCGUAGCUUCUCAUGUUUUUUUUUAUUACGUUCUGCAUACAUUAAAUAUUUUGUUGAGUCAAAGUAAA
Messenger RNA from Astyanax mexicanus (Mexican tetra), 1019 nucleotides. RefSeq names its product mitochondrial ribosomal protein L30 (gene mrpl30). Lineage: Eukaryota; Metazoa; Chordata; Actinopteri; Characiformes; Acestrorhamphidae. Gene Ontology annotation, cellular component: large ribosomal subunit; mitochondrion. Gene Ontology annotation, molecular function: structural constituent of ribosome. The transcript has 5 exons. Gene Ontology annotation, biological process: translation. The record is from RefSeq and is a predicted model, not a curated record. Bases 469 to 957 code for a protein of 162 amino acids.